AUGGCACCCGAAAGGGUAGCAAGUCUUCUCCGUUCGCGAUCGAUGAAAUCAUCUCUUCCUUCUCCUCCACGCGCACUUCCACCACCUACCCUCCUGUCGAAAGUCUGCUCGAGCGAUGGUGGCUUGAUUGUUCUUCGGUACGAAGAGGCCAUUGCUGCGAAACCGCCUAUCGCUGUCACGGUCGCACCACCGCGUCUCCCUCCCCAGGAUACCCAUCCCGCGUUGCGCACUCGAUCAGAGACCGUUCAAGACGACAAGAAGAGAGAUUCGGGCUUGGCAGCCACCACGUCGUCCAAGUCGACGGAAGGAAGCGUUACGACGGAAGAGGACAAUGUGUUGGGAUUUACAGGAAUAUCGAUAGAUUUCAAUAAAAUCAUGGCGACGGCCGUCCAGGCGCAACCGGUCGCAUCGCAAAUCGAGGACGCGCCGAAUCCUCUUGCAUCGCCCACCACACCCACGACAGGAAAGACCGCGGCGCAGACAGGAAAUUUCUGGAGGAGACAGAGUUCGAAGAAGGGUUCGUCGGAACCUACGAUUCCCACGACACCAGUGAGGGAAGAUAAGACCAGCGACGAGGAAUUCUCGCCCAUAACCACACCUAUACCGACAGAGAGUUUGUUAGACGAAGAUUUCCUAAAUCAAUUGAGCUUCUCGAAGCGAGGAAGUAUUAUGCUAGGAGGAAAAAAGGCAGUGAAUGGACAUUUACGCCAAAACGGCGGUCGAAGACAACCCAGUUUCUCAAUGCUAGCCACUCCGUCUGUCAAGCUGUUGCCGGACGAUAUCGAGAAGGAGUCGCAAAAGGUGAGAUCUAUGUACGAGCAAGAUUACGACUGGCGGGAAGGAGGCAUAUCUCUUGGAUUGGAUGCUCAAAUUGCGCAAAUCAAAGCAGAAGUAGUACCUAUGCCAUCUAUCAGUCAAUCAACCCCAAACAUACAAGCAUUAUACGCGCGUCCCGACAGUGAUUUCUCAGCUCGGAGCGAUAGAACAACACAUGAACGCGCUGGAGGGAUCGAAGAUUGGGAGGACGUCAAUGGGAAAGAUGUCGACAGAUAUGGGUUCAUAAAUCUGCGUCGGAAUUCAAGACCAGGAACGCCAGAGCCACGGCCGCCGCAAAGAGUAUCUACUAUCCUGAUGAUGGCAUCUGAAACCCCGAGGAAGAGACGAUUCGGCAGGUCAUCAUCUGUCGCUUCCAGGCCCGCGAAAGCAAACUUUCUUCAUGGGCCGAACAGAAAGGUCUCUGCUAGGUCAUUAAACACUCAGGAAUCAACCAAUUCGGGCCGGAGUAGUAGUAGGUCGCAAUUCCGUGCGGCUGCCAACCGACUUCCAGGCAACAAAGACAGACGUUGGAUGGAAGAAGCAGGUGAUAUGCUCACUCUACCACCUGGACUAGCUGAUAUCGCUGAGGACGAAGAAGGUGGGAAGGCUGUGGAAGGCAUGAAGAAGAAAGAGUUUGAACGAACUGAGAAGUGGAGGAAGAUGGCCAAAAUUGUCAAGACUGGCAAGGAUGGAGAGGGCAUGGAAUUUCAGUUCGAUACACGAAGCCCAAAGCUUAUAGAGAGAACCUGGAAGGGUAUUCCGGAUCGAUGGAGAGCGGCUGCGUGGCAUUCGUUUCUGAUGACAUCUGCGAAGAAGCGCGGAGGCUACGUACCUGACGAGGACAUUAAGGCUGCGUUUUACAAACUACUAAAGCAAAGCUCUGCGGAUGAUGUUCAGAUUGAUCUUGACGUUCCCAGGACCAUCAACAGCCACAUCAUGUUCAGGAAAAGGUAUCGAGGCGGGCAACGACUGCUAUUUCGUGUACUCCACGCUCUAUCUUUAUAUUUCCCGGAGACUGGUUAUGUUCAAGGCAUGGCAUCUUUGGCAGCUACUUUGCUGUGUUACUAUGACGAGGAGAUGGCUUUUGUCAUGUUAGCGAGGAUGUGGACAUUACGAGGACUUAACAAGCUCUAUGAGCAUGGGUUUCCUGGGCUGAUGGCUGCGCUGGAUGAGUUUCAGAAGUCAUGGUUGAAGGGCCGUGAAGUGACGAAGAAGCUUGAUGAACUUCUCAUCGAGCCAACUGCCUACGGAACGCGCUGGUAUCUCACACUAUUCAACUACUCGAUUCCCUUCCCAGCCCAACUUCGCGUCUGGGAUGUUUUCAUGCUACUCGGCGACUCGGACCCCUCAAUACCCGUGACUGGGGAACGGCCCUUUGCAGGCGGUCUCGACAUCUUACACGCCACUUCCGCCGCUCUCAUCGACGGCACUCGCGAAAUCCUCCUCGACAGCGACUUCGAAAACGCCAUGAAAAUCCUCACCAGCUGGAUCCCCGUCAAAGACGAGGAGUUACUUAUGAAAGUCACGAAAGCGGAAUGGAAAUUAUCGCGCAAGCGAAAACAUUAA
Molecule: messenger RNA, 2382 nt
Organism: Glarea lozoyensis ATCC 20868
Lineage: Eukaryota; Fungi; Ascomycota; Leotiomycetes; Helotiales; Helotiaceae
Product: Ypt/Rab-GAP of gyp1p
Exons: 4
Coding region: 1-2382 (793 amino acids)
Source: RefSeq, a predicted model, not a curated record